AUGGAGUCGACGCAGACCCAGAAGUCGUCAUCGAGCCUAUUCCAAGUCUUUCUGAGACUGCGGCCGCCGCACAAUGGCAGCGGAGCCUCGAGUUCCGAGCGAUUCCUCGCAGUUGAGCCCUCCGAGUCGGACACUCCGCCGACGCACAUCACACUCAAUCCUCCCAAUGAUAGGCGCAGGGCCAUCGAGAGGUUUGCUUUCACUCAGGUCUUCGAGGAAGAUGCCAGUCAGCUGGAUAUCUUCCAGUGUACACGCGUGGCGCCGCUGAUUGAGGGUGUUGUGGCACCUCAUGGCGGGUAUGGGACCGACGCUCUGGUUGCCACGCUUGGUGUCACCGGCUCGGGAAAGUCUCAUACCAUUCUUGGGUCUCGGACACAGCGAGGCUUGACGCAGCUCUCCCUCGAUGUAAUCUUCCGCUCUCUUGGAAACAACCUCAUUGACCGUAACACGUCAACAUCCCUCGAAUCCACGCUGCAGGCCUCCGACGCCUCAGAGGCAUCAAUCAUGUGUGCUUCUUCUUAUCUGGAGACCGUGUACUCCGAUCCCCUCACCCAAUCCAGGUGUGGCGGAGGAUCCCGAGCAGCAACUCCCAUGAUUGUAGGAACCCCACCCGCUCUCAAUAACCGCCGCUUCGAUCCGGAAGGAAACACAGUCCCCGACAGUCCGAAAAGUGUUCGGAUGGUGGAGCGGACUCCGCUUCGGUCGUUCCGCUAUCGCCCAAGGAGCCCUAGUUGGGGCCCCUACAACCGCUUAGAACCCGAGACACCCAAGCGGGUGACUGACAAUAGGCAUUACAUGACCCUCACGGCAUCAACCCGCGUGAAGAAGGUUGUGAAAGUUACUAAGACUGAAGAAAAGGGCGAAUACGCGGCUCCUCCUAUGACCCCCCGCCGACUUAUCCACGCGCCCUCGACGCUCCCGCAGAUCCCCGACGUUAGCGGUGUCAACGUUUCCUCCGAUCCCUCGGCCGAAUACGCCGUCGUCAUGUCCAUGUACGAGGUUUACAAUGACCGCAUCUUCGAUUUGCUUACGCCGCCGACGAAGUCGAACGCGACGAAGGAGUAUCGUCGACGACCUCUCAUGUUCAAGUCGACCGAAGCAUCGCCUGAUCGAAAAGUUGUAGCGGGUCUCAGAAAGGUUGUGUGUAGUUCGCUUCACGAAGCCCUCAUGGUUCUGGAGGCUGGUUUGCAUGAGAGGCGAGUGGCCGGCACCGGAAGCAAUAGUGUCUCCUCUCGCAGUCACGGCUUCAUCUGCAUUGAGGUGAAGAAGAGGCAGCGCAGCACUAGGCGGCAGCAUCCCUGGGGUGGAAACACACUGACGGUCGUCGAUUUGGCCGGUAGCGAAAGGGCCAGGGACGCGAAGACCCAGGGCACUACACUGGCCGAAGCGGGUAAGAUUAAUGAGAGUCUAAUGUAUUUGGGUCAGUGUCUGCAGAUGCAAAGUGACAGUGGCCACUCCCACAAGCCCAACAUCGUUCCCUUCCGGCAGUGCAAGUUGACAGAGUUACUCUUCUCAAACUCUUUUCCCUCCGCCUCUUCUCAGGCGCAAGGUCACCGCCGCAACCCUCAAAAGGCCGUAAUGAUCGUCACAGCCGACCCCCUCGGCGACUUCAACGCCACAUCCCAGAUCCUACGCUACAGCGCCCUCGCCCGCGAAGUCACUGUACCCCGCAUCCCGAGCAUCUUCUCGAACCCACCUCCCUCCGUGCCCGACUCCCGGCGACCACUGUCCCCCACUCUCGUAACGCACCAACCACCAUCCCACCACCGGCCGCCGUUCUUCGGAGGGCCCGGCGCGGGAUCCGGAUCGCAUAGGAACAUCUCCCCCGCGAGCUCGCAUACCGACGGCGAUAGGGCGACGAUGGAACUCGCGGCGCUGGAAAUUGCCAGACUUACGGAGGAGAUUGACAUUUUGCGCGGCGAGGUGGCGCGCGAGAGCGAGGGUCGUGUGACGGCCGAGGCGCACUUACUCAGCAUGGAGGACCGCAUGCUUGAGCUCGAGCAGGUGAUUCGUGAGGAUUGCGUUGCUGAGUUCGAGAAGAGGCUUGCGCUUGAGAUGGCGCGGUGGAAGGCGAGUCUCCAGCUUGAACAUGAGCGCGGGGAAGAGCACUGGGAUCGCAAGGUUGAGCUCCUCGAGAGGGGACUCGUCGGCACGGAAGCUGAUGAGGAGGAUAAAGAGAACGUGCUCGUUGAGGAUCUGGAGCAGGAGAAUGAGCGCCUCAGGAGGGAGGUUGCCGUGCUUAAGAGGGAGCUUAACGGUCGGAGCCCAAGCAAGCGCGUGCCGUUGCAGGAGAGGGAUGAUGUCCCCCAGAUGAGCGAGGGACAUGAGGGUGGUGUUGAGAGGCUCGGUGCGAGGAUGGAGAGGCUUCGCGUGAGUAAUGAGAGCACCCGUAGUUCGAGGAGUGUGAGCCCUACGAAGAAGGUGAGGAGGCUGAUAGCAAAGAAGUGGGAGGAUGCUACGGAGGAGUUCUAG
Scedosporium apiospermum is the source of this 2472-nucleotide messenger RNA. RefSeq names its product Kinesin family protein. Gene Ontology annotation, molecular function: ATP binding; ATP hydrolysis activity; microtubule binding. NCBI's taxonomy places the organism in Eukaryota, Fungi, Ascomycota, Sordariomycetes, Microascales, Microascaceae. The coding region runs from base 1 to 2472 and encodes 823 amino acids. The record is from RefSeq and is a predicted model, not a curated record. Gene Ontology annotation, biological process: microtubule-based movement. The transcript has 3 exons. Gene Ontology annotation, cellular component: kinesin complex; nucleus; microtubule.